AACCAAAUAUUUCUCUCUGUUCUUCUUCACUGUUCUAGUUCAAAAUUUAACCCUAACAUUUUUUUUUAUCAUCAGGACAUAUGAUGGUCCAAUCGAUUUAAAAGCCAAGACGGGAAUAUCGAUGUUCCACUUCGUGAUUACUAUCGAACCGUUGGUUCUCUCCUUGAACAGAAACUUUCAGCUGUGAUGUCUGAGCUUCGAUCUAUCAAGGCGGAUGUUUAUCGUGGAGUGACAGAAUUGAAUAAAGCUUAUUAUCAUUCACAAUCUGCUGAUUCGACUAACCAGAAAAUUACGUCUGACCUGGAGACUAGUCAGCUGUACCCAACUGGCAGAAGCGCAUCUCAGGCCUCAUCAAGGCACAACAACCUUUUUUCAAGGCACAACAACAGUUUUCAGACUGUUUCAUCAAACAACAUGCACACUGAGAUGCAGUUUCAAAAGAUAUCAUUCAUCCUACUUCCUCCAAAAGAGGAAACAUUGUCCAGGCGUCCAAUUUUUGGCCCAAAUGGAGUUGAUAAGUCUACAAUGGACACGGUUCUUCCCUUGGAUGAUGGUAGAUGGUCAAGAUCUGCAGAGGAAUCAUGUUCUAGUGGUAUCAUCAUAAAAGAGCUUCUUCAAGUGAAUAAGAUCAGGCAACCUUUGCCACCACCAGUUCUUGCCGAGCUGAAGCAGCAUGAUCCAUCACAAGUUGCUGAUCCAAGACCAGGACCAGCAAAAUCUAUGCAGGAUGAGAUAUUCGACUCUAAUUCUUAUCAGCAUUUACACAUCCCUGCAAAUAUGAUGGAAGGUUUCUUGAGGUUGGCCCUAGAAAAUACAAAGAAAAAUUUAGAAACAUGUGGAGUUCUUGCUGGUAAAAUGGAAAACAGAGUAUUCCAUAUUACCACACUGAUAAUUCCAAAGAAGGAGGCAACUUCAGAUUCCUGCUUGGCGAUGAAAGAAGAAUUAUUAUUUGAGUUUCAAGAUAAGCUCUCCCUUUCCCCCCUUGGGUGGAUUCAUACACACCCUUCACAGACUUGCGCUAUGUCUUCGGUCGAUCUUCAUACACAGUACGCAUACCAGAUAAUGUUACCUGAAGCUAUUGCGAUUGUCAUGGCCCCUUCAGAUACUUACAGACAGCAUGGGAUAUUCCAUUUAUCUGAUCCUGGGGGUGUCUCCUUGAUUCGUCAUUGUCAACAACGUGGCUUUCAUGCACAUGAGGAGCCUUCUGACGGUAGUCCUAUUUAUGAGCAUUGUUCACAUGUUUACAUGGAUCCUAAAUUGAAGUUCGAGAUUGUGGAUCUUCGCUGAGGUCAAAGCUCAGUUUUUAGUAAUAACAACAGUAAAUAUUAAAUGUUUGUUCUUGACAAACUUACAUAGAAAGUGUGAAGUUAAGACACACUUGACACUGGAAUCGUGGAUCCAUUUGGAAACUUCGUUAUCAACUCUGUAUACACAUUCCACACUGAACUGAAGAAAUAUAUAAAACAGUGAACUGAUUUUUAUUCCUACAGUUUAAGCUGUUAUGAACUGCUAUUUACUUUCAACAUUUUUUUUUGCGUUAUAUGUAUAUGCAGCAGGAUCAUGUACAA
This is a messenger RNA of Papaver somniferum (opium poppy), 1568 nucleotides long. Its product is annotated as AMSH-like ubiquitin thioesterase 3. Gene Ontology annotation, molecular function: metal-dependent deubiquitinase activity; protein binding; K63-linked deubiquitinase activity. The transcript has 10 exons. The record is from RefSeq and is a predicted model, not a curated record. Lineage: Eukaryota; Viridiplantae; Streptophyta; Magnoliopsida; Ranunculales; Papaveraceae. Gene Ontology annotation, cellular component: membrane; endosome. Gene Ontology annotation, biological process: protein K48-linked deubiquitination; protein K63-linked deubiquitination. The coding region runs from base 187 to 1287 and encodes 366 amino acids.